Molecule: messenger RNA, 1152 nt
Organism: Oikopleura dioica
Lineage: Eukaryota; Metazoa; Chordata; Appendicularia; Copelata; Oikopleuridae
Source: the annotation of a GenBank genome assembly
AUGAUCGGAAAUAUAAUAAGGCGAUUCAAUAGGUCAAUUCCGCGGACCUUCCGCAUGGAUAUGCUACGAGUUCGUCGAAUAUUACUUGUUCUACUCUGUCUCGGCUCAUUGAUCCUGGUUUUUAAAAAUGAACGAGCAUAUAGAAACUUCAAGCUUACUUUUUUUAUGGAGUCGGAUUGGUAUACUCCUGCUCCUGUCGACAAGUCAAGAUGGGGCAAGCGACAAACAAAAGAGGUUUUUGAAAUGAACGCGGGGGAAAACGACGACAUCCGGCCGCCAGAUGCAAUCGGAGCUGGUGCCAAGAAAUGCGGAACGAUCGCCUUUGCCUAUUUCCUCAGCCUGAAUCCUGACUUCAGAAGAACGAGCUAUACAGAAGGACACUGGCUGUACAAGGAUUCGCAAUGGAAAGGCGGAUUCCAGUCUUACAAGCGAAAAUUACCGACAAGCGAGCCCGGCCAGAUCACCUACGAAGGCACUCCUCGCUACCUAGUUGAGUCUUCUGUCCCUGCUAGAGCCAAGGCGAUCAGCAAGGACAUGAAGAUCAUCAUUACUCUUUGCGACCCGAUCAAACGCAUGCGCUCGGAUUUUAUCCACACGACGUUGACGACCGAGCCCCACGCGCAGGAAAUCAAGGGAUACAAAAACAUCUCUUCCUUCGUCGACGAAUGGCUGCCAAGAGUGAAACGAAACAUUCUAGAGCAGGGAGAGGAGUAUCUUACAGACGUCUACUACCAUGACAUUACAGCGAGCAUUUUCACAAACAGUAUCUACUCGCACUAUCUCAAUCACUGGCUGGAUUACUUUCCGCGCGAUCAGAUUCUGUUUCUCGACGGAGAAGAAACCCUAAACGCACCGUACAAGACGAUGGACAAGGCGCAGGAUUUCUUGAACUUGGAUCACGUGCUCACGAAUGAGCACUUUUUCAUCAACGAGGAGACUGGUUAUUACUGCGCCAAGAGGCCCGAAAAUAUGAAGAAAACUUUCUGCCUUCCGAAAUCAAAGGGACGAACAGGGAAUUUGGCCGAUCCUUCUUAUUUGGAGCUUGGAAAAGAUCAAAUCGAAGCGCUGAAGGAAUUCUUCACUCCAUUCAAUCGACAGCUCUGUGACAUCGUCGGACAUUCCAUGUCGUUUUAUGCUGACUUAUGCAAAUGA